AUGCUUAUGGCGUCGAUGUCAGACAGUGAGACGACAAACCGAGGCAGCAUGUGGGAACUGGAUCAGAACCUUGAUCAGCCCAUGGACGAGGAAGCCAGUCAACUGAAGAACAUGUACAGAGAAAAGAAAUUUUCAUCAAUUUUGUUACUACGGCUCGCGUUUCAAAGCCUUGGGGUAGUAUUUGGUGACUUAGGUGGCACAUUUGCUCUUUAUUCUCUGCUGUGCCGGCAUGCAAAGGUCAGCACUAUACCCAACCAACAUAAGACAGAUGAAGAAUUAACAACUUAUAGUCGGCAAACUUAUGAGGAGAAUUCACUUGCAGCAAAAGUGAAGAAAUGGCUAGAGGGGCAUGCAUAUAAAAAGAACUGUCUUCUUAUUCUCGUUCUCAUUGGUACCUGUACCGCCAUUGGAGAUGGGAUCCUUACUCCUGCAAUAUCAGUUCUUUCAGCAGCAGGUGGAAUAAGGGUUCAGAAUCAGAAUAUGAGUACAGAUGUGGUUGUAAUCGUCGCGGUGUUCAUAUUAAUUGGCUUAUUCUGCAUGCAACACUAUGGGACAGAUAAAGUUGGGUGGCUCUUUGCACCAUUGGUGCUCCUUUGGUUUAUUCUAAUUGGGAGCGUUGGGUUAGUGAACAUACACAAAUACAACAGUUCUGUUCUAAGAGCAUAUAAUCCAGUCUACACCUUCCGGUAUUUCAAACGAGGCAAGUCUGAGAUUUGGACAUCUCUUGGAGGGGUCAUGCUUAGCAUCACAGGGACUGAAGCAUUGUAUGCUGAUCUAUGUCACUUCCCUGUACUGGCUAUUCAGGCUGCCUACAUUAUUGACCACAAGGAUCAUGUAGUUGAUGCCUUCUACCGCUCCAUUCCAGAGGCCAUAUACUGGCCAGCCUUCGUCAUAGCAACUCUUGCGGCAGUAGUUGCAAGUCAAGCAACCAUAUCUGCUACCUACUCAAUAAUUAAGCAAGCUCUUGCACUGGGCUGUUUCCCCCGUGUCAAUGUUGUGCAUACCUCGAAGAAAUUUCUGGGGCAGAUUUACAUCCCUGACAUCAAUUGGGUACUUAUGAUUCUUUGCAUUGCUGUAACUGCUGGAUUCAAGAAUCAAAGCCAGAUAGGAAAUGCAUAUGGCACUGCAGUGGUGAUUGUUAUGCUAGUUACAACAUUUCUCAUGGUCCCAGUGAUGCUGCUGGUAUGGAAGAGCCACUGGAUACUUGUUGUCAUCUUCCUUGUACUCUCCUUGACGGUUGAGCUCCCAUACUUCACGGCCUGCAUAAAUAAAGUGGAUCAAGGUGGCUGGGUUCCACUAGUCAUCAUAAUAACCUUCUUCGUCAUCAUGGCCAAGCCUUGGCCUUAUCAGGGUCCCUGGAUAGGCUUUGUGUACACAGAGCUGGCAAGUGGCGUCCCUCACAUCUUCUCCCAUUUCAUCACCAACCUCCCUGCCAUCCACUCGGUUGUUGUCUUCGCUUUGCGGAAGUACCUCCCGGUAUAUACAGUGCCGGCCGAGGAACGGUUCAUCAUGAAGAGGAUUGGGCCAAAGAACUACCACAUGUUCCGCUGCGUCGCAAGGUAUGGAUACAAGGACAUCCACAAGAAAGACGACAACUUUGAGAAGAUGCUCCUCGACAGGCUCCUGAUCUUCGUCAGACUGGAGAGCAUGAUGGACUUGCCAUCCGACUCCGAGGACUUCACCAUGAUGGAGCAGAAGGCCGAGAGAUCCACCAGAUCACUUCAGCUGACCGAUAAGGCUGGGGGCAACACGAUGAGCUCCAUCGGUGACCUGAGCUACUCAUCACAGGACUCUAUUAUUCCAGCCAAGUCACCCCUGACCGGGAACAGCCUGACAAGGUACUCAAGCCAGACAUUCGGCGACGAGCUGGAGUUCCUGAACCGGUGCAAGGACGCCAAGGCGUCGUGCACAUCCUCGAACACCGUCGUGCUGGCGCGCAGGGACUCGGGCAUCGUGAAGAAGGUCGCCGUGAAUUAUGUGUAUGCCUUCCUUAGGAAGCUGUGCAGAGAGAACAGUGUGAUCUUCAAUGUCCCACAUGAAAGCCUCCUGAAUGUAGGGCAGAUAUACUAUAUAUGA
Messenger RNA from Miscanthus lutarioriparius, 2076 nucleotides. The record is from the annotation of a GenBank genome assembly. NCBI's taxonomy places the organism in Eukaryota, Viridiplantae, Streptophyta, Magnoliopsida, Poales, Poaceae.